AUGAUACAAACAGCAACUUCGCUUUCUGAGAUGAUCUCACAACCAAGAUCCGACAUCACAAAGGAGAUGAGUCAGUUUGAGCUUGUCCGUCUGGCGAAACAUCUCGCCACUGCUGUGCUCUAUUUUCAUUCUACACCAUGGCUCAAUAAGGCAUGGCGAAGUGAGGAUGUUCACCUUUUCAAUCGUCACGGCACCACUAUUGAUCAAUCACAGCAUGUCAUUCCUUAUAUGACGAGUUCUGUUUCGACCGAGUCCCAGCAAGCAUCCCCAGCGUACCAUCGCUUUAUUCGAAAUCCCGUCCUAUUCGGACUCGGCGUUAUGUUCCUCGAGCUCGCUUUCCAAGCCCCUCUCGCAUAUCUGACACGGUCGAUCGAUCUUCGAGAAGGUGGUGACUCAGAUUUUGUUGAGUAUUUUACGGCCCACAGAGUGAUAGAGAUGAGCCAUAGCAAGAUCAGCAAGAGCUUCAAAGAGGUCACCAAACGAUGCCUGUACUGCGACUUUGGGCAUGACAGUGACUUUACAAGUCCUGCCCUUCAGCAGGCUUUCUACAACAAAGUCAUUGCGGUUCUUGAUGGCCUGGAAGACGUCUAUAGAGACCUUCAGGAUGACUGA
Molecule: messenger RNA, 612 nt
Organism: Penicillium brasilianum
Lineage: Eukaryota; Fungi; Ascomycota; Eurotiomycetes; Eurotiales; Aspergillaceae
Source: the annotation of a GenBank genome assembly